CUGCCACUGUGGAGACAGUCACUGCAUUACAAGGGAAGAAAAGAACCAGCUCUACACCGGCACUUCAGAUUCAAAUUCCAGACUGCAUCUCCUUUCAUCAAGUGGAUUUGGAUAAGAGGAGUACUCACACAACUCCAGUCAGAGGCUAAAAUAUAUUACUGAACAGGUGGUAACAGGAGGAGAGGCUGUGUAACACAGAGAAGAGAAAGGAAGGGAGAGGAGCGUGUGAGGCAGCUCUCUGCUUGCGGAAAAACCUUCUAGCCACAACUCUACUGAACCAUGGCUCUCUCUGCCCCAGCCGGGACUCUUCUUUUGCUGUUCUCUCUCUCCUCUCUUCUAUAUGGCUGUUCCCUCACUUCCACCACGGAGGAGUGCACCGGCAUCCGGCUGCGCGCCUUUACGCUGAUGUCCAAGUGUAACUUCACCACCCUGAACGACAAGCAGAUCAAGGAGGUGCAGGCUUCCACCACUGUGCUCUACGUACCCAUCCUCUACAUAAUUGCCUUCACUCUGGGCCUCCCGGCUAACCUCCUGGCCCUGUGGGUCCUUCUGUUCCGUACCAAGAAGCUGCCCUCCACCAUCCUCCUCAUCAACCUCACCGCCACCGACCUCAUGAUACUGAUGGUGCUCCCUUUCCGCAUCGUCUACCACUUACAGGGCAACGACUGGGCCUUCGGUGAGCCAUUCUGCCGCGUGGUCACGGCGCUCUUCUACGGCAACAUGUACGGCUCGGUGCUGUGUCUGGCAUUCAUCGCUGUGGACCGCUAUGUGGCUUUGGUGCACCCGUUCGGUGCCAAGACCCUCCGCAGCCGCCGCACCUCUUUCUACAUGAGCCUGUGCGUGUGGGUGGCGGCGUUGGCUGCCAUGCUGCCUCUCCUCGUCUCACGCCAGUCCUACACACUGGAUGAGCCGCGCAUCACCACCUGCCACGACGCGCUGCCAAAGGAGGUGCACGAGAACUACUUCCUGCCCUACUUCCUCACACUCUUUUUUCUCGGCUUCCUGCUCCCCUUUCUGGUCAUCCUCUACUGCUACGUCUCUGUGAUAUGCACCCUGUUGGCAGGAGGCCAGCGCUACGCCCACGCCAUGUGCGUCACCAUGCUGGUCCUGGUGGUGUUCGUGGGCUGCCUGCUGCCCAGCAACGUCCUCCUCCUCCUGCACUACUCAGACUCCUAUCUGGUGGACAAUGGGGAGGACCUGUAUGUGCCCUACAUGGUUAGCCUAGCCGUUAGCACGUUGAAUAGCUGCAUCGACCCCUUCAUCUUCUACUACAUCUCCGAUGACUUCAGGGACAAGGUCAUGAUGGUGAUGUGUUGCCGUGGUAACAAUGGAAGAGACUCGUCCACGGGGAAUCAGGUGCCCUAUUCGUCCUCCUCACAGGGUACGCAAAGGUCAAAGGUCACCCUGCUGUCCAUGUCUAGUCAGAGGCCGGGGACGUCAGAGGGGGAGGCAGCAUGAGGCCAAUAGGCAAUAGAGGCCUAGACGUAUAGACACCUAGACCAGUUUUUGUCAUGACAGAAGUAAAGGGCACUGGAGAUAGGUGUGGGGGCUAGAGGGUCUGGGCAGGUGUGAUAUAGUUAUGUUUGUAUUUGUAUGUUUUGUAUUGUUUAGGAGAAGAUCCUACUAUAGAUCCUUUACUGACAAGACUAUCUCAGAGUACAGAAUCAGCAGUACUUUAUUACAGCUAUGUGGUAAUUGUCUGCGGAAUAUAAACUGCAUAGCUUGUAGCUGUGAGGUCACUAACAGAAUUUCACGUAACUGAUGCCACCAUUUGUUUCUCGUUAGACUUUUUGGCCAAAUUCAGGCUUGUCCAUGUGAAAAUGGGCAGGCGUCUGGAAUGCAUUCUGUUUAUACCAGGUGUGACUGACUGCUUAUGUCUGUAACCAAUUCAAGUUUUGGAUAUUUCCUUCAUGAAUUAUAGAUCGUAGAGUAUGUUUUCAUGAUAAAGUAUUUAGUUACUAAAACAUCAUGAUGUGGCUUUGUCAGAAUGUGUACCGUUAAUUUAGUAAUAAAAAAUGUACAACACCCA
Salmo salar (Atlantic salmon) is the source of this 2029-nucleotide messenger RNA. RefSeq names its product proteinase-activated receptor 4. Gene Ontology annotation, cellular component: plasma membrane. The record is from RefSeq and is a predicted model, not a curated record. Gene Ontology annotation, molecular function: thrombin-activated receptor activity. NCBI's taxonomy places the organism in Eukaryota, Metazoa, Chordata, Actinopteri, Salmoniformes, Salmonidae. Gene Ontology annotation, biological process: thrombin-activated receptor signaling pathway; positive regulation of Rho protein signal transduction; phospholipase C-activating G protein-coupled receptor signaling pathway.